AUGCUCACGCGAGCUGCCCGUCGAAGGCAUGCACUCCUCUAUUUCCAACAGGCUGCAGAAAGAAUUCAAUUACCAUGGCUGUGCCCUGCCAUCGCACAGCCUCAUUAUACUCUUCACCAACAAAGGUCGAUAACAUCUCGCCCGUCAAUCUCCCGGUCGAAAACCUUGCCUGCGCCCAUAACCCAAGCCAGGCAUCUCGCCUCUCCGGCGGCCGCUCCUGAAAGCUUCGAUCGUAGCGAUGACUACAUUCCAUUCGUGUAUGGUCCGCCAGACUACCCGACCCCCGAACCUCCAGCUCGACGUCCCGCUGCAGAUUUGUCCCCUUUCGACCUCUCGCAGAUCCUCAUGCUAGAGAGCACCACGGACCUAUCACAUGACUACAAUGACACCAAUCGUGCAACAGGAGCCAGCCUCAGAAAGAAUAGCGAUGAGAUUGAGGCUACACUUGACGCCUGUCUACAGGUGCAUCGGUGGGAUCGAGCAUUCAGCCUCCUAUCACAGUUAGCACUUUGCUGCCCAAAUAACCCAGACAGGGUGCUUGGCUCCUUCAACCGAGUGCUUGCCGCAAUGAUUGAUGAUCUCCUUCAAAAUCGGAAUCAGGAGCAUGAAGCACGAAUCAACAAUUGGAUCGAAGUAGACAUGCGAAAAGCUGGAGUGGAGCCAGAUGCACAUACAUUUGCAUUGAAAAUAAAAGUUUCGUUGGAUUCGCUAGUCGGAUCGAAGCGGGACCGGACGGUGCGGCGCUAUUGGGAAAUGACACAAAAAUAUGGCCUGGAAAGCAAGGUGCUCAGUUUAAGAGAGAUACUUGACGAUCGGGAUCUGGGAAGGCUUUCUCAGAUAUGCCCUCUGGAGGUCAGAGCGUUCCAAGCUGAGGAGUUUGCCCGUUCAUCGUCGGCCAACCCCUCUGCAGUCUCUCCUACGGCGAGAGAGCAGCUUCAUGUCCGGGAAACAGAACAAAAAGGUUUGGGGCUGACUUCUCUCCGACGGUCGUUGUCCAUAUUUUCCAAGCAGCUGGACUCGCAGGACGACGCAACCUUUGAAGAAGAUCCCGCCACGGCAAGGCAACGCAAAUUGGAGAGGGAUGCCAUACAAUCUGCACUGCAGCGGUGGAAGACGGAAUAUCUGAAAAGAGCCAGGUCGGGAAUUACAGGCGAUCUCGCUCACGGGAAAAUUGGUGCUUUGCUUUGGCAGUGGCACGAACUACUGGCCGAGAAGAUCACGAAUGAAAUCAAGCUGGCCAGGGAGGAUGAUUUAACACCAGGCAAGAAGUCGGCACAACAAAAGUUGCGGGCGGAGUGUUCGCCCUUUCUCGAGCUUCUACCUGCUGAAAGAGUGGCGGCUGUGACAUCAGUCGCCUUGAUGCAAAUUAUGAGUAAGAUCGGAGCCUCGAAGCAAGCAAAGCUGGUUCGGGUGGUCACCGAGCUUGGACAGGCAAUUGAAACCGAGUACGACGCGACUCAGGUCGCUCGAAAAAGAAACGCCAUGUUGAAAGCAAAAGAAAAAUUGGCCGAGAAGACUCCCGGGGCUUCGUUCCAAUGGGACGAGACACUAGACACGACCUUGCACAGACGUUCCUCUCACCACGCCGCUACACCUUACGCGUACAAGAAAAAUUGGUCCAAGGUUAUUCACACAAAGCUGGGUUCCGUGCUUUGCGAACUGAUGUUCGACACUGCCAAGAUCAUGGUCACGCGAGAGGACAAGUCAACUGGCAAGAAGGUUUCCAGUCCUCAACCGGUAUUCAUGCACUCUACCAGUUACCAGAAUGGUAGGAGAGUCGGCAUGGUUUCCCUCCACGAGGAUUUCGUCAAGAUCCUUAUUUCCGAACCAGCGGAACACCUCAUUGCCAAACAGUUACCCAUGGUCUGCCCUCCGAGACCGUGGAAGGGCUUUUACGAUGGCGGGUUUCUGGAAUCUACGCAACCAUUCUUGCGUGUCAAGUACAAUGAGACAUCGCAAAAGGACUAUGGCAUGGCCGCGGCCGAACGAGGUGACCUUGAUCAGCUGUUUGAAGGCGUCGAUAUCCUCGGCCAGACUGGUUGGAGAAUCAACAAAAAUGUGUUCUCAGUGAUGCUUGAGGCGUGGAACAGUGGAGAAGAAGUCGCCAAUCUCCCACCUCUCAACAAAGUGUACCCAGAGGUCGAGAGACCGGGCGAAAACGCACCUCCCCAAGAGCGCUGGAACUGGUUCCUCAAGAUGCGUAUGAUUGACAAUGAAAGAAGCGGCAUCCAUUCCAAUCGCUGUUUCCAAAACUUCCAGAUGGAGAUUGCCAAGGCAUAUCUGGACGAGACGUUUUACCUGCCUCACAAUGUUGACUUCCGAGGGCGAGCAUAUCCAAUUCCACCAUAUCUCAACCAGAUGGGUGCGGACAAUGCCCGCGGCCUUCUGCUGUUCGACAAAGGCCGCGAACUCGGCGCUGACGGUCUCCGCUGGCUAAAGAUUCACAUGGCCAAUGUUUACGGUUACGAUAAGGCUAGUUUGUCUGACCGCGCCCAGUUUCCUAUGGAUCACAUUGACGAAAUCUACGAUUCAGUCCAGAACCCCCUGACAGGAAAGCGGUGGUGGCUCACGGCCGAGGACCCUUGGCAGUGUCUCGCGACUUGUUACGAGCUUACCAAUGCUCUGGACUCAGCCGAUCCUACCAAAUACGUGUCACAUCUUCCCAUCCACCAAGACGGCUCCUGCAACGGACUACAACACUACGCUGCACUAGGUGGAGACCUCGAGGGAGCACGACAAGUCAACCUAGAGCCUGGAGACAAACCUGCAGAUGUGUACACUGGUGUUUGUGAAUUGGUCAAGGCGGACAUUCGGGAGGAUGCCGCCAAGGGCGACCCUCUCGCCAAGAUGCUCGACGGGAGAAUCAGCAGAAAAGUCGUGAAGCAGACAGUCAUGACCAACGUGUACGGCGUCACCUUUCUUGGUGCGGUGCGGCAAGUUCGAAAGCAAGUUGAGGCAUUGCUUCCGGAUGUCGAUGAGGCCCGCCUUUCUGGUAAAGCGUCAGCGUACAUCGCGCGCAAAAUUUUCAAGGGACUGGGCGCCUUGUUCUCUGGCGCACAUGAAAUUCAGUACUGGCUGGGGGAUUGUGCGAACCGCAUCAGUUCGUCGAUUUCACCUGCCCAGUUGGAGAGGAUGUACCAGAAGGAGUAUGGGGACCGACCUACGCUUCCGGAGCGCGCCAUGGCACGGUACAAGAAGGUCAAAAGUAAGGAGGUUUAUGAGUCUGGCCGAUUUCUAUCCACCGUGAUCUGGACGACCCCGUUGAAACUGCCUGUGGUCCAGCCCUACCGUGUCAACAAGGGGGUGAAAAUUCAGACCAACCUUCAAAACAUCACCUUGGCUCAGCCUACCGUCGGCGACUCUGUGAACAAGCGGAAGCAACUGCAGGCUUUUCCUCCGAACUUCAUCCACUCUCUCGAUGCAACACACAUGAUUCUCUCCGCACUGAAGGCCAAUGAGCUUGGUCUGACCUUUUCCGCCGUCCACGACAGUUUCUGGACCCACGCUGCCGAUGUCAAUACUCUCAGUGACUUGCUACGAGACGCUUUUAUCCGAAUGCAUAGCGAAGAUAUCGUUGGACGACUCGCCGCCGAAUUCCGAAUGCGAUAUGAGGGUCACUUCUAUCUGGCUCAAGUUAACAAGACCAACGUGCUGGGUAAAGCGAUCAUAGCAUAUCGCAAGAAGAUGGUGGAUGAGGGUGUUUUCAAUGCUGGCACAGGUUCCAAAGGCGUUCAACAACGGAGACAUGUCGAGUUGCUCCGAGAGAUCCGGAAGAAGAAAUUGAUGGAAAGUGCAGAUCCUGAAGAAAGGGCGGAGGGAGAGAAGAUGGUGACGGCGGCCAGUUUAUUUGAACAGUACGACGGAGAAAAGUUCCUGUUCCAUCAAGACUCUCUUGGUGAAACAGCCAUUGGUGCGAUCCCGGAGCGUGCUAGCGAGGAGUUGGUGGUGGAAGCCAUCAAUGCUGCUGGAGUGUCUGACGAUGUAGAUCUGGUCAGCACGCUGGAUCCACUCCGAGAGUCUGUUGCCAACGAGGAGGAAGAUGUCACCAACGAGGGGGAAGAAAGAGUCGAUAUCGAGGCUACUCACCGUCUCCACGGCGACAUAGGAGGCGGUCGAGAAAUCAACGCCUUCGGGCAGAAGGUCGGCAAGAAGCAGGCUAAAAGGGGCCUCAACAACCAGAUCUGGCUCUGGCUGCCGCUCCGGUUCCGACCUGUGCCAAAAAAGGGUGAUUUCGACGUUCGACGACUGAAGGAGAGCACCUACUUUUUCUCGUGA
This is a messenger RNA of Capronia epimyces CBS 606.96, 4275 nucleotides long. RefSeq lists its product as uncharacterized. NCBI's taxonomy places the organism in Eukaryota, Fungi, Ascomycota, Eurotiomycetes, Chaetothyriales, Herpotrichiellaceae. Gene Ontology annotation, biological process: mitochondrial transcription. Gene Ontology annotation, molecular function: DNA-directed RNA polymerase activity; mitochondrial promoter sequence-specific DNA binding. Gene Ontology annotation, cellular component: mitochondrial DNA-directed RNA polymerase complex. The transcript has a single exon. The record is from RefSeq and is a predicted model, not a curated record. The coding region runs from base 1 to 4275 and encodes 1424 amino acids.